UGGCUCAAUUUGGCGCGAACCUGACAUCACUACUGACAUCACAAUGAUGGCGGCUCCGUCAUCUUCACCAGCUUGGUUGACGAAAGCAAAGUCAACCGUCGGAGAAACAGUGAAACGAGAAAUGAAAGACACCAGCGUUCCAUUAAAUGCUUCCAAUUGCAACGGAAAAAGCGAAAGAGCAAAAGAACAAGAAUUGAAAGACACUGGCACUCCUUUGGAUGCUACUAAUGGCGAGGGAAAAAGUGAAGGAGCCUUAGAUCCUGCGAUACUAGAACAGAGACGGCAAAACAGACGCGUGGCACGAAGACGUCAACAGAAACGAAGAAAACAAAGGCGUAAGGAAGAAAACAACGCAAAGAGAUUGGUUAAGAUGGAGAAACUUGUCAAGGAGCGGGCUUUGAAAAUGGAAGCCGAUCUUCUGGAAGCUUUGGAAGCAGAGAAAAACAACGCGGCAAAAUAUUUGUCACUCGCGCGGAAAUACUACGGUAUGUGGAAGGAAACAAACGAAGAACUCCAACUGUUUCGUCAACAUGAGAAAGCAUCGAUCGCUAUGGAGGGGGAUGACUCGACAUCCAAAAAGGUUUCCAUAUCAUUAAAGGAUGACAAUUUGAAAUUAUCUCCAACAGCGACAUCACUGUCAUUGGACAGAAGAUUUUCUGAAUUCUCAAACUCUGGCACAUUUAAACUCAUUGGGGAAACCUUGAAUAUUAGCAGUGGAGUUUCAACAACCCAGCAAUAAUUUAUUAUUUGUAUUUUAGGCUGAGAUAAAUUUAUCUUCUGUUUUGUUCUUCAAUACAUUUAAUUUUCCAGACUUCGUAGUUAAAGAUAUGAACAGCUAGUUUUAAAAAGAUGCAGCUUUCUUUUAUUUAUUAUUUUUAUUUAAUUUUUUUUUUUUUUGGUCAAGGGAAAUUCACCCAUAGUUCUGUUCUUAAGUACAUUUAUUUUCCAAAGACUUCAUUGUUUAAGUUGAGAACAGCAUGGUUCAAAGGUUGCAACUUCCAUUACAUUCAGAAUUUGAAGGACAGAAAUUUGAUCGCGAUUUGAUAAUUUAAAUGUACAUAAGAAUGAGAACACAACUUGUGCAUGAUUUGGAAGGCCAGCAACAUGGUUAACAAAAGGCAGUUUAUCUAUCCUGAAUUUUAAAAGACUGGAUCAUUUUAUUGAUAUUUAUAUAAAUGUGAGAUUCAAAGGCUAUCUUUAUUAAGAAAAAGGUUUCCUACAAAAAUUACCUUCAGAUUUAUAGGAGUGUUUCCUAACUGUACCCUAACAAAUUCUUUAGAUUGCUUGGAUUUAUUUUCAAGUUUGAUGACAGUUAUUAAGAAUAAAAUACAAGCUCUGCAUGAAAUAAGUUACUCCUAGACAACAAAUGCUCUGUGGUUACUGAAAAAAUAUGGAGACCAUUUCUUUCAUUGGUUUAUUUCCAUGAUUAAAGGCUGAUAGUUUCGAAA
Stylophora pistillata is the source of this 1448-nucleotide messenger RNA. RefSeq lists its product as uncharacterized. The record is from RefSeq and is a predicted model, not a curated record. NCBI's taxonomy places the organism in Eukaryota, Metazoa, Cnidaria, Anthozoa, Scleractinia, Pocilloporidae.